Messenger RNA from Hyposmocoma kahamanoa, 759 nucleotides. RefSeq lists its product as uncharacterized. Lineage: Eukaryota; Metazoa; Arthropoda; Insecta; Lepidoptera; Cosmopterigidae. The coding region runs from base 4 to 639 and encodes 211 amino acids. The transcript has 2 exons. The record is from RefSeq and is a predicted model, not a curated record.
AAGAUGUCUACUGAUGAUGAGAAAACAAAAAUAGCUAAGUUAGUCAAAGGAUUGGAAGUGCCAGAUAUAAAGCUCUCCGAACGAUGUUUGGGAUUGAUUAAAGAUUUUCAUGAAAAAUUCGAUAAAGAAAUAGAGCAGGAAGAAAAAGAGACAAAAUCUUUUAGUGAUGAAGUUUUGGAAAAUCCAUACAGAGUAGAUAAGAGUUUGCUCGAUGAGAAUGAAAGGAAACUAAAACAGGUUCUUAAAGACUACAAAAGGGCCAAAAAAAUAUAUAAUGAAAGAACAUUAUCAACAGAAACUGACCCCAAGCGACCUUGGCGAACACAUUCAAACAAGGAAAGACUUCUUCGUAUUAAUAAUGAAUUAAAACAUCACCAUGACAAAGGUUCGCACAAGAUUUGCCCCUUAGAUGAGCACAUCAUGAAAAAACUCGUACAGGAAUGCGAAGAAGAAGCACAAGUAGCAUCGAAAAUUCCAGCUACUACACUCCGCGAAACCAUCGACGAAGCAAAGAAAAAUUUACCAAACUUUCAGUACCGGAAGAUUGAUAACACUACUGCUACGAUGAUAUUACCCACAGCUCACAAUACAGAAAAUACAGACAGUGACACUAAUAUCCAAGCAACAGAAAGUAUCUAAAUAGUGCUGCUAAAAGUAACAAUUCUAAGAAGGUUUCACAAGAAACUGAAUGACGUAAAAUGUAUUGUACUGUUCAGCAUUCCUAUACUUAUUCCUACUAUAUUUAUUUUUCGUAAUGUA